GCCUCGCAGCGGAGCACACGUGAGAAGCGGGGGGUGGGGGUUGACAUUUUCGCGUGCAAAACAUCGGUCUUUCAUCUGUGUUUUCACUUUUCUGCGAGUCACGACGAAGAGAUAAGAGAGUCGGAUUUCCCGAUGAUACUUCAAUAAACACUGACUGGGACUGUUUUAAACAAACAAAAAAAAAACGGGAAGUGCAGAGGCUGGAGAGAAUACUUCCUGCUAUCCGGCUAUUUGACACACAUUUGGCAUGAAGCAAACGGUCAUGGUAGCAUCCUCCAUAUGUGUGUGAGUGAGAAAGAAACAAGCUUGAUCAUUUGUGAAUAAGGGUUCAGCGCUGACCUGGGAAAUGAAACAGGAGUACCAGGAUCUCGUCCUGCGGGCGUGUGGUGCCCCAUCUCUGCGUGUCGGCGCAAAGAUCCAGACCCUGUGGAGCGGUUACGGGGAGAUAGUCAGGCUGCAUCUGGAGGGCUGCGACCGGCCGUCCGUGGUGGUCAAACAUGUCAAGUUUCCAGAGGAGGCCGAGCACCCAGGUGGCUGGAACACAGAUCGCUCCCACAGACGUAAAGUGAGAUCCUACCAGGUGGAGACACACUGGUACCAGAACUAUUCCACCGACCCGAGCUGCCGCAUCCCCGCCUGCCUGGCUGCCUGUUCCCAUGGAGACGAGAUGCUGAUCGUGCUGGAGGAUCUGGAUGUGGCAGGUUAUGAUCAGAGAAGGACCAGUGUGAAGGACAGAGAGAUAAGGGCUUGCCUCAGCUGGCUUGCCCACUUCCAUGCUCUGUUCCUGGGUGUGGCACCAGAGGGGCUGUGGCCUGUCGGCACCUACUGGCACCUGGAGACCCGGCCAGAUGAGCUGGAGGCCAUGGACGACGCCGAGCUAAAAGCAGCAGCCGGUGACAUUGACAGGAUCCUCAACGAAUGUUGCUUCAAGACCAUCGUUCACGGGGACGCCAAGUUAGCCAACUUCUGUUUUUCCCAGAGUGGACAGGACGUGGCGGCUGUAGACUUUCAGUAUGUCGGUGGGGGCUGUGGGAUGAAAGAUGUGGUGUAUUUUCUGGGGAGCUGCAUGGAGGAAAAGGAGUGUGAAAAUAGGGUCAAUGGCUUACUGGAGUACUAUUUCACAGAAUUAAAGCUAGCUGUGAAGCAAGAUGUGGACUUUGCGGCCCUACAGAAAGAGUGGAGAGAGAUGUUUGCAUUUGCCUGGACAGAUUUUCAUCGUUUUCUGCUGGGAUGGAUGCCUGGACACUGGAAGAUCAACCGGUACAGUAAACAGCUGUCCAAGGAGGUGCUGCGCAAACUGAAGCUGUACGAGAAACUUUAAACGUCAGACAACCGCAGAAGCAAGCGCGCGACUGACAGGUGAUCAGCUGGAAAUCCGUUUAGGGAAAAAUAAAUCGCCCGCAAGCGCACACAUUAAAUCCUUUCCUCGCCCGUUUACGGUGAAGCAUGCUUGUCAAACCAUUUCUGGAUAAAUAAAAGUUUUUGAAAAA
Messenger RNA from Xiphias gladius (swordfish), 1490 nucleotides. RefSeq names its product protein kinase-like domain containing (gene pkdc). The coding region runs from base 347 to 1321 and encodes 324 amino acids. Lineage: Eukaryota; Metazoa; Chordata; Actinopteri; Istiophoriformes; Xiphiidae. The record is from RefSeq and is a predicted model, not a curated record. The transcript is spliced from 5 exons.